AUGUCACAAUACGAGUACUCUCCUUUGACCAACCCAGAGAGUAGUAUCCGGCUACUCGAAUUACUCCCAGAUGAGCCGAGCCGGGAGAUACGUGUUCGACUGUCUCACGCAAGCCUGGAUGACUCCUUUAUGAGUUCCGCAAAGCGCAGUUCAACGCCUGUCUUGAACUCCUUGGCAUCCACAUUGCCUCCUGGCUGGAGCGUUCGCGAAUCGUGCUCUGGCCGGAUUGCAUUUCAACACGUAAAGACCGACACGAUCUCUUGGAUACAUCCUGACCCGUCAGUCAGCGAAUCAGCAUAUCGCCAGUUGGAAGAUGACGUUUUCAAACAUCCCGCAGUAUGCAUCAACCAGCAGGACGUCGAGGAGCGGAACAUGCAGGUCUGCAGGAUGGCAGCAAUCUACACCCUUGCUCGACGCGUCGUUUUGUGGCUAGGCCCGGCGUCACACAACAGUGAAUUGGCCAUGUCGACCAUGAACCACCUCGGUCGCCAGAUCGUCUUCUGCAAAAACAGUUCUUUUUACGCCUCCCCAGAAGCUGAACACGUCGACUGGUACCGGUCCACCACGACGCUGCCCUACACCGAAGAUGAGUGGCGGUCGAUCCUGGACCUCAUCAACAGGCCGUGGUUCGAACGCCUGUGGAUCACGCAGGAGGUGCACCUCUCAAACCAGCAUGCUUUGGUCUGCUGCGGGCUGGACGAGAUGCCUUGGGAUAGAUUCCGGUCUGCCUUGAUAGGGCUUGCAUGGAAGCAGAAGACGAAGCUGCCGGAGCUGCGACGGCGGCUCACCAAGGUAUCCUCGCUGGCGCAAGUCUGGAACGGCCGACCCUUGCAGACUCUGUUCAAGCUGUGUGAGGAUCGCCAGUGCUCGGAUCCGCGCGACAAGAUCUACGGACUGCUCGGCCUGGCACCGCCGGCCCUGGCAAAGAUGAUCACGCCCAACUACCUCGCCCCGGUGGCCGACGUAUACAGGGACGUAGUCAUCGCCCUGCUGAGGCAGACGAAACGGCUCUGCCUGGCCAACUGCGGACGGAGCCCCGCGCACCCGUCGCUCCCGACCUGGGUCCCCGACUAUUCCCAGUCGUUUGCGUCCAGAUUCGACGACCUCGGGUUCUGCUCCGGCUUCUCUGCGGCCGAGUUCUCCACCGAGGGCCGGUCGGGUCUGAAAGUGUGCGGCGUUCGCUGUCUUCGCGUCUCGGACGUGAGCGUGCCCAUGCGCGUGGCUCCCGGCGAUGCGGCCGAGGAUCUUCGACACGCCCGAACCCUGCGCGACUGGGCGGCACGGACGCCUGGGUCCCAGAGCUACCCUGCCGGGGGAACCUGCCUGGAAGCGUUGGCUGCAGCUUUGGUGUUGGGUCAGACUGGGGAUAUCUAUCCUUCUCUCUACUCAUUCGCCACGCUGCCCGAGUGGUCAGCCCAACUUGGUGAGUUCCUGCUCGGCCCGGACCUGAUGGGCCUCAGUGAGCUUGGGGACAAGACGCUACUCGGAAGGAUCUUCCAGGGCGAGCAGUUCUUGUUCUCGACGCGGGAGGGCUUUGUCGGAAUGGCACAGUGCCCUUUACAGCCCGGAGAUGUGCUAUGCGUCAUUCUGGGCUGCAUGGGCAUGGCUAUCCUCCGUCCCAGGAUCUUGGACGAACGCCAGAAGUACGAGGUUGUUGGAGAAUGCUAUGUGCAUGGCUUCAUGGAAAUGCAGGCUUUGCUUGGUCCGGUACCAGCGCCGUGGGUCUACAGGAACCAGAUCAAGGAGGAUGGCGCAUGGUAUCCGUGGUUCGUCAACUCGGUCAGCGGCCAGGCGUCUGAGGACGACCCACGACUCGGCCCAGUUCCUGAAGGGUGGGAGCAGAUGGCGUGGAGCAGAUCGCCUGAGGACCCGCUAUACUUUGUCCGGUUCAGGAACAGAGUCACUGGUGAGAUCAUCAACUCGGACCCGAGGCUAUUCCCUGCGGCUUUACGAGCGCGAGGCGUUAGUUUGGAAAUGCUGGAGCUGGUGUGA
Molecule: messenger RNA, 1992 nt
Organism: Pyricularia oryzae 70-15
Lineage: Eukaryota; Fungi; Ascomycota; Sordariomycetes; Magnaporthales; Pyriculariaceae
Exons: 2
Coding region: 1-1992 (663 amino acids)
Molecular function (GO): protein binding
Source: RefSeq, a predicted model, not a curated record